Molecule: messenger RNA, 429 nt
Organism: Euleptes europaea (tarantolino)
Lineage: Eukaryota; Metazoa; Chordata; Lepidosauria; Squamata; Sphaerodactylidae
Gene: TIMM8A
Product: translocase of inner mitochondrial membrane 8A
Exons: 2
Coding region: 13-306 (97 amino acids)
Source: RefSeq, a predicted model, not a curated record
GGCGGGCUCGGUAUGGACUCUUCGUCCGCCGCGGGGGACUUGGGAGCGGCCGUCAGUGACCCGCAGCUGCAGCACUUCAUCGAGGUGGAGACGCAGAAGCAGCGCUUCCAGCAGCUCGUGCACCAGAUGACAGAGCUCUGCUGGGAGAAAUGCAUGGACAAACCUGGGCCCAAGCUGGACAGCCGAGCAGAGACCUGCUUUGUGAACUGUGUGGAACGCUUCAUAGAUACCAGCCAGUUUAUCCUCAACCGGUUGGAGCAGACACAGAAAUCAAAGUCGGCCUUCUCAGAGAACCUAUCUGACUGAGCCAAGGGCAUUUGCAUCUCUGUUUCCUUAACUAAAGGAGAACAACCAACCACGUUGGGAGAAGAGGAAAGAGAAGGGAGAGCAGAGGAAAAGGACCGAUAGCAAAAAGAGGCUGGGUGGGAG